GCCAUUGCUGGCGCCGGCGCCGCAGCUGCAUACCUGAAUGCCAAAUUUCACAUCGGCAAAGAUGUUUCUGCGUUGCGAGAGCAAAGAGCGGUCAUGGCCCUGAUGGCCCAACGCGGCAAGGAAAAUCGACGAUCACUAUGGUACUUCUUCGAGGAACAGACUCUGCUAUCGCCAAACUCACCCUGCUUGUGGUUCCGCCUCGACCCAGGAUCUGAGACUCGCGAAUAUACCUACCAAGAGACUUACGACCAGAGCAACCGCUAUGCGCAGUUCCUACUCAAGCAGGGCGUCCUGCCCGGAGAGCUGGUCGCGACCUAUCUUCUCAACAGCCCAGAAUUCAUGUUCAAUCUGAUGGGCGCCUGGGCGAUCGGUUGUGCACCAUCGAUGAUCAACAACAACCUUGGAGGUGCCGGCUUGAUCCACUGUCUCAAGGUCGGAAAGAGCAAGGUUUUGAUUGUGGACGAGGAUGAAGGCUGCCGGCAGCGCAUCGAGGAGGUCCGGGCACAGAUAGAAGCGCUGGGCAUGAGGAUCAUCUACCUUGAUGCGGCGACGCGCGCGGAUAUCGAUCAACUGCCUCCUGCCCGACCAUCGGACAGCAUGCGCCAGGUCGUGACGCUGGAGUCCCCCAUUUUCAUGAUCUACACAUCUGGCACGACAGGUUUGCCGAAAGCCUGCCCGUUUCAGACACAGCGAUCAUAUGGACUGGGGAGAUCGACUGCGAGGGCAGCCGGACUGACUUCAACGGAUACAUGGUACGACUGCAUGCCGCUAUAUCACGGUACCGGCUGCACGGUAGCGGUCGGUGCCCUCAUGACCGGGAUGAAGCUCGCGAUUGGCCGGAAAUUCAGCGUGAGGAAUUUCUGGCAAGACAUCUGCGACUCGGACGCGACCGCAUUCGUCUAUGUUGGCGAGACAGCUCGGUAUUUGCUCGCUGCACCGCCAACACCACUCGACAAAGCCCACAAGCUGAAGACCAUGUACGGCAACGGCAUGCGACCCGACGUGUUCGGCAAGUUCCAGGAACGCUUCAAUGUCCCGCGGGUAUGCGAAUUCUUCAACUCGACCGAGGGUGUCUUCGGGUUGAUCAACGUCAGCCGAGGACCGUUCACCACCGCCGCGGUCGGCCACCACGGCGCUCUGCUCCGUCGCCUCAUGCAGAACAUCUACAUCCCCGUCGAGAUCGACCUCGAAAACGGCGACCGCAUCUGGCGGGACCCCGAAACCGGCUUCGCGCGCCGCAAGCCGUACGAGGAAGGCGGCGAGAUCAUCGUCGCGGUCGUCAGCGAGAAGCAGUUCGCCGGCUACCACGACAACCCGGAGGCCACGCGCAAGCGCUUCGAGCGCGACGUCUUCGUCAAAGGCGACCUCUACUACCGCACCGGCGACGCCCUGCGCCGCGACGCCGACGGCCGCUGGUACUUCCUCGACCGCCUCGGCGACACCUUCCGCUGGAAAUCCGAGAACGUGAGCACGGCCGAGGUCGGCGAGGCCCUCGGCCGCUUCCCGGGCCUGGUGGAGGCCAACGUCUACGGCGUCGAGGUGCCCGGCCACGACGGCCGCGCGGGCUGCGCCGCCGUGUACGUGCGCCCCGACGAGCGCGCCUCGUUCCCGUGGGCCGGCCUCCUGGCGCACGCCCGCCAGGGCCUGCCCAAGUACGCGGUGCCGGUCUUCAUCCGGCUGGUGCAGAGCCCGACGCCGAUGCACAACAACAAGCAGAACAAGGUCCCGCUGCGGAAGGAGGGCGUGGACCCCGCGGCCAUCGCCAAGGGCACCGCUGGCCGGGACGAUGCGAUCUUUUGGGCGAAGCCCGGCGCCGACUCGUACGUGCCGUUCACGACGCGGGACUGGGACGCGCUGGUGGGCAAGAAGAAGGCGCCGCCGUUGUUCGCCUCCCAGGUGGGGUACCACUGGUUGCGGCUGUCCCAGAAGUCCUUGCGGGCCCGUGCAGAACCAUCCGUCCAUGGCUUGUUGGAGGCUCCGUCCGCGAACCAGCCGUUGGUGCCACCGACAGCAAGGUUGAUGAUGAGAUAG
Dissoconium aciculare CBS 342.82 is the source of this 2031-nucleotide messenger RNA. RefSeq names its product acetyl-CoA synthetase-like protein. Gene Ontology annotation, molecular function: long-chain fatty acid transmembrane transporter activity; long-chain fatty acid-CoA ligase activity. The transcript has 3 exons. The annotation marks the transcript as partial. NCBI's taxonomy places the organism in Eukaryota, Fungi, Ascomycota, Dothideomycetes, Mycosphaerellales, Dissoconiaceae. The record is from RefSeq and is a predicted model, not a curated record.